AUGGCCUUCCCGUUCAUGUCCCACACCCUGAAUGCCUUCCCGGAACCACCCUCUCAAUCUCGACUUUCGUCCCGGUCAUCCACAUCUCUAUCCUCCCGCACGUCCCAUAUCCCCUCUUAUCCCGACUCCCUAUCUCGACCCCAAUCAGCAAUCCCACCCCGGCCUUCCCGUAGCAACUCCUAUUUGGGACUCUGCAAAGGCGCGUGGUCGGUUCAAGAAUCGUUGACUAGUGGCCUCCGCUUGGUCAGUGUCUCAGAAGGGUACUCCCACAGCAAACGGAUCUGGCGGUGUCGCACCUGUGGGUUCAGCGGGCCGGCGGUGCCUAUAAGGUACGGAAAGGGAUGGGGGGUAGAUGAGAGUAUCAAAGAAGUGAAAGUGUUCUUGGAUGAUAUCCAGGGGUUUUUGGGCGGUCUGGAGAGUGAGGCAAGUCAGACCGCAAGUGGGACGAAGGAGGUCACAGCGCGGUAUCGCUGGAUGUUAUUGGUGAAGAGCCAUGUGAAGCAGAAAGCGGCUACAGUUGGAAAGCAUUGCGGAGAGUCUGCUUACAAAUGCUUGCUCUGCUGUGCGGAGGGAAAAGAAACCGAGGGGUAUAAAGAUGUUGAGAUGCUGCUGCGGCAUCUUGUCAGUGCGCAUGGCGAAAGAGGCGGUCCCACGGAAAAGGCAGAGGGAAUUAAUUGCGUGGUUGGGGGAAAGGCGGAUGGAUUAGAGGAUUGGGACGUUAACAUCGUACUGGACGACUGA
Molecule: messenger RNA, 741 nt
Organism: Eremomyces bilateralis CBS 781.70
Lineage: Eukaryota; Fungi; Ascomycota; Dothideomycetes; Eremomycetales; Eremomycetaceae
Exons: 1
Coding region: 1-741 (246 amino acids)
Source: RefSeq, a predicted model, not a curated record